Messenger RNA from Anopheles marshallii, 543 nucleotides. RefSeq lists its product as uncharacterized. NCBI's taxonomy places the organism in Eukaryota, Metazoa, Arthropoda, Insecta, Diptera, Culicidae. The transcript is spliced from 2 exons. The record is from RefSeq and is a predicted model, not a curated record. Bases 1 to 543 code for a protein of 180 amino acids.
AUGGUGAAUCACGCCUCAGCUCCAAGUAAUGUUCAUUUCCAUGGUUUUCUAGAUGAUGAUGAUCGCAAUCCGCGAAUAUCGAGAAAGCAGCAGGUGUAUCGCUGGGACUCGUUGCACAGCAUGAAAUGGGUUCUUUCUCAAGAAAGAGACACAAUUCCACCGAGUGCCGUCGAAUGUGGUACCAGCAGGCGAAAGAAACUGUAUUUGGGACGUGCGGAACACGCCGGUUCCAUUACACCCGGAUUCAUCGAUCCGGCCAAGAAGGUGUGCUUUAUACCGUGGGGUGGUGAGGCUCACGAGAAAAAGGUGUACGAAUUCCUGUGCACAGCGGGCGAGUUUGUACAGUGUACCGAUUCGAACAUACUGCUGCGUGCCACACCGGCCGGCGUAUCCGAGCAGGGUGAACCAUUGUACAUUGGUAGGGUAAAUGUGAACGGGAAGCUUGUCUGCGGAAAGGUGCAACGGUCACAUGCCGUUUGUUACAUACCGUUAAACGAAAAGGAGAAACAUAACGUAGAAUUUGAAGUGUUUAUAAGAUCCUAA